CUAUAGAAACAUGGAAAAUGAAUUUUGUAACAAAACAACGAUCUCUUGUAAUUUUCAUAUUGUUGGCUCAGGCGAGCUUUUUAUUAUGUUUGCCUAUUAGUUAUGUUACAAAUGGGUCUGGUGUUCAAAGUAAAACCAUAUAUGGGAAAGAGAACACUAACUCUACAGCCAAAACAAAAGCAGAAUUAGAUGAAGAACUAUCCGCUGAAGAAAGUGCACAAUAUAUGAAUGGAAAUGGUCAGAUCGCUGAAGGUGACAUCAAAGUUAAUCAAUACUUCAAGCUUCUGAAGGAAGUUCAAAAACAAACUGGCACAAGAAAAGACUUUAUCAAUUAUCCGAGAUACCAAUGGCCUACUAGAAAUAUUCCAUACGAAUUCGAUCCUGCUUUAGAUGAAAAAACUCGUCAAGCAUUUAUGAGUGCAAUUGAAGACUUUAAAAAAUAUACCUGUGUGAAUUUUAUCCCAAGAACAGCAGAGACAGACUAUAUCAGAGUUUAUCAAGGAUCAGGUUGCUGGUCUUACGUCGGACGAGUAGGAGGAAAACAGGAUCUUAGUUUGGGACUCAAUUGUCAUUAUAAAGGAACUGCUGCGCAUGAGAUGAUGCACGCGCUUGGAUUUUUUCAUGAGCAUACUCGUUUGGAUAGAGAUCAAUAUGUGACUGUAUAUAAAGAUAAUGUUGUCGAUGGUGUGUUAGAAAACUUUGAGAAAUACAAGAAAGGAUUAGCGGAUUACUACGGAGCAGGAUACGAUUACUUAAGUGUAAUGCAUUAUGGAAGUAAUGCCUUUAGCAAAAAUGGAAAACCAACUAUUGUAGCAAAGGAUCCAACUGUAGAAAUUGGACAAAGGGAAGGACUUAGUGAAAUAGAUGUUCAACAAAUUAAAAAUGUAUUUAAGUGCGAAAAUACCCCAAGUGCAACAUCUACUACAACUACUACAGAGCCUACUACGACUACCACCACCUCCACUACUCCACAGCCUACCACUAGCACAACAUCUACUACAACUACUACAGAACCUACUACGACUACCACCACCUCAACUACUCCACAACCGACCACUAGUACAACUACUACAACUACUAUAGAACCUACUACGACUACGACCACCUCAACUACUCCCCAACCGACCACUAGUACAACUACCACAGAGCCUACUACGACUACCACCACCUCAACUACUCCACAACCGACCACUAGUACAACUACUACAACUACUACAGAGCCUACUAUGACUACGACCACCUCAACUACUCCACAACCGACCACUAGUACAACUACUACAACUACUACAGAGCCUACUAUGACUACCACCACCUCAACUACUUCACAACCGACUACUAGCACAUCUACUACAAGUACAACAGAACCUACUACGACGACCACCACCUCAACUACUUCACAACCGACUACUAGCACAUCUACUACAACUACUACAGAACCUACUACAACUUCUACAGAACCCACUACGACUACUACAGAACCCACUACAACUACUACCACCUCAACUACUCCACAGCCAACCACUAGCACAACAUCUACCACAACUACUUCGGAACCCAAUACGACUACUGCAGAACCCACUACAACUACCACCACCUCAACUAUUCCACAGCCGUCCACUAGCACAACAUCUAUUACAACUACUACAGAACUCGCUACAACUAUUACAGAGCCCACAACGACUACCCCUACGACGAGUACUCCACAGCCGGCCACUAGCAUAUUUACUACCACUACUACAGAACCCACUACGACUAUAACAACCUCGGCUAAUACCGCUACUCCACUGCAUACCACCACUAUAACAUCUAGCACAGCAACUGAAAACCUAGCCACCACUAAUUUAACUACUAUUAUCACCACCUUGACUAUUUCAUCUACGCCACAACCAACAAGCGGUACACAAUCUACUACAAAUACUGCACAGCCAACUGCAAAUGCCAUAACUUCAACUACUACUACUGCCAAACAAGGCAUUAAAACAAAAUUUACGCCGAGUGUGGAUAUUUCUACAACUAUCAUCCCAAAACCUCCUACUGGAAAUAUCACGAAAAAUCCGAGCUCAAGUAUUUCUACAUCGUUCCCAACAUUAAAUCCCAACCAUACAUCUGACACCACUACAAAGCCAAUUACUACAACCUCCAGAAUGCCAUACACUACAGUAGCCAUCUCCAGUGUAUCUACAACAAAAGGAUUGGAAACUAACAUUACUAGUAAUUCCAUACUAAAGAAGAUUACCCCAAAUGGUGAAUCCAGUACGGUCAUUAAACUAAUAAAAACUAAAGGCACAUACACAACUUUAAACCCAAAUGGUAAUGAAUCCUUAACUAACGUUACAACAUUGCCGCCGAUAACACAUUCCGUCGUUAAUUCAUUGUUACCAAAUAUUACCACAACCAUGGAACCUAAAGUCGUUACCGCAACUUCAAGCAGUAAAUUAGUUACCUCAAAUGGUCCUCUGAAUACCUCUGCUCCACCAACAUAUAGCAGUAAAGUUAUUGAAGGAAAUAAAUCCUUCACUAGCACAACAAAAGCAACUAGCAAAGCGUAUUCCAACUAUCAAACAAAUUCAAGCAAACCAGAUAACUCUGUUCCAACAAAGUCAACCUCUGCAGUUUCUGUACCUAAUACAUUUCCUUUUGAGUCUUGGACAACAUUAUGGAAAAUUAUACCUACCCCAACCACUCCUGGCAUCGGUAAUGCCACUCCUGCAUCUUUAUCUGUUUCCUCGACGUCAAGUAAAGAUAAACAAAAAAAUAUAUCAAAUACUACAGGUCAAACGUUUGUCUCUGCACCAUGGAGUGUGGUUUGGAAGGUAAUUUCUCCGGUUGAAGCGACAGCUUCCCCCAAUGAAAGCAAUCUUGCAGCAAACAAACCCACAUCAACCGUGAAAUGGCCAAUGCCUACAGAAUCAACGAAUACUACUACUAAUAGUCCGUGGAGCGUAGUGUGGAAUAAAAUUACGCAAGCGGCAUUUCGCCAGGAUACCGAACUUUCUACUUCACCUAGUCCUGCUAAAUUUUCUAAAUUAAUGCAGGAUCUUACCAUUUCAACAACUACACAAUCCAAAUUAACUACAUUACCACUGACGUCUUCAACUACACCUACAAAUAAAUUAAAACCAGAAUUUACAGAUGAAUACGUUACUAGUAACACUGUUUAUUCCAGUAAUUCUACAACCAGCACGAAAAGUUCCACAUUAGUUGCAACAACUUAUACAACACCAAUGAUUCCAGAAUCAAGCGCAACGAAAAAUCCAGCUUCAAUGCCUACAUUUUCUACGACACCAGCUGUUACAGCGAAUACUUCAUCAAGCACAACUCCUUCCCUUGUUAGUAGUUUUUCUCCGACAACACCUACCUUGAUAUCUUCGAAUGGUUCAAUGCAGUAUAAGACAUUAUCAUCAGAAUCGCCUUCUCAUAAUCUCAUUAGUACAACAGUAACUUCAACUUUAUCAACCACACCUAAACGUUCAUCAACAAUAUCCAGUACAAGAUCAACAAACUACUCUGCAUUGUCUCCUACUGUACAACCUACACAGAAAACAACAGUCUCGAAAUUGGAGACAUCAAGAAAUAAAACAAAUUUCUUACCGUCAUCAACGAUAUCGACAACACAAGCAACAACUACGUUAGCCUCUGACCAAUCCAAUCAAUAUAAUUCAACAUCAUCAACACAAAUGACCACUCAAAUGCAAGCCAACAAAGCCACAAGUCAACUUGAAACUGAUCCUAACACAAUAGGGAACAGCUCACACAAACAAAAUGUCACAGAUGAUGUAUAUACUAACCAAAUGUUAAAAAAUAACAAUGAGAUCUCUACAGCAAAUCAAAAUAACAAAUUCAAUGACACGAGACUGAUUUCUACGACAUCAAGCCCAGUAGUUACUUUAACAAAAAUACUAACGAAACCAUUUCCAGAAGCGUCAACAAUAAAGCCUUUUAUUACAGCUACAGGCGUGUCGCAAGCUGAAAAUACAAACCAAUCAAUUGCGAACACUCAGAUUCCAAUCGAACAGACAACAUCAGAAAGCGAACUGUUAAACUCACAAUCUAAUGGUUUUCCUGAUUGGCCGGCGGACUUCAAUCUUUUACUAUCUGGGAAUGACCAUUCGUGUGGUUGCAAAUUACCUGGAUGUAGGUGCAAAUGCAUUGAAAGUGACAGUCGUGUUAUCUUGUGCCACAGAAAAACGAAAUUUAAUCCUUCCUUUGAAUGGAGCAGAAAUGGUGAUGAGCCAGGAAUGCGUUGCACAGAGAUGUUUAAAGACGCAAGAAGCAACCAAAAAUUCUUAUGCCAUUCAUCAAAUGCUCCAUACCAUUUAACACGCAAAGAAAAAAACCUGACAUAUUUUUCGACUUGUUUAACGACAGAAGACAAUGAUAUGUCUUUAUGUAACGUUUAAGCUACAAAAGAGUUGUAAUGUCAGCUACUGGUCGUACGAUGAAGGGCUAAUUUUCGCGAGUAAUGACUUACGCGAAUUAAAUUUCACGAGUCUGUGAACGUUUGUCGUAUGCAUUAAUUUUCGCUAAUGACCGAAUGUACAGCAUUUGCAUUGAGUUCAGUAAAUAUCACUUCUGCAGUUCUUUGUUGCUAUCUGAAAAUGACAGCCACUGCAAUGAAUAAAAUUUUGUAGCUUAUAUUAGUACAUAUAUAGAAUAACAAUACGUAAACACGUUUUUAUGAGCAACACAAAGAUAUGACUGAGAAUCUUA
This is a messenger RNA of Hydractinia symbiolongicarpus, 4710 nucleotides long. Its product is annotated as mucin-2-like. Gene Ontology annotation, biological process: proteolysis. Gene Ontology annotation, molecular function: metalloendopeptidase activity; zinc ion binding. Lineage: Eukaryota; Metazoa; Cnidaria; Hydrozoa; Anthoathecata; Hydractiniidae. The transcript has 11 exons. The coding region runs from base 18 to 4400 and encodes 1460 amino acids. The record is from RefSeq and is a predicted model, not a curated record.